AAUCAUCCAAGAUGGCUGCGCCCUUGAAACAGUGUUUGAACGGAGUGAGCCAUCUCGCGACAAUAUUUGGUCAUCUAGCAGUGAAGCCACGGCAGAUGGCACCAAUCAACAGGGCAGUUACAUACUGUGUGAACCGGAAACAGUUCAGUGUCCUAACCACUGUUAGAGCCACAUUAAAUCAACACGCCAUAAAACAAACACAACAACCGACGUCUUAUAACGGGUCUUUGGCACAGGUGUGUUCCCCCUUCUUACAAUCAGUACGUACCAAAACAUCAGUUAGUCUAAGGAAGGGGAAGUCAAAGACCGUCACUUCUGUUGUAACACGUUUCAAGCGGAUGGAAUGGGGUGGCUGGAUUCGAACAAAAGCUGGUAAAAACAAGAGAAUGUGGUCAAAGACUCCACAGCGACGAUAUCGUCUACAGCAGCAUGUCAUCUGUAAUGGCCAACAAAGUAAGCUACUGGACAAGAUGGUCACUGGUUACUGGCGAAAGCAUCGACACUACCCAGAUGAUCCCUAUGCUCCUUAUCACAAACGUACAAACUUUUUUAAUGCUGACAAGAAUGAUUUACCUCCCUUCCUGCCGUAGUGCACACACAGAGACAUCAUACAGUGUACUCUCAAGCUGACUUUUGAAAAUGAAGAUUUGAUCGUAAAUUUUGCAGAUGAAAAAUGUUGGUUGUGUUAUCACCAUCAUUAAACAUCCUAAUAAAUGUUGCAUGCAUAAUUUUUUUU
This is a messenger RNA of Ylistrum balloti, 736 nucleotides long. RefSeq names its product large ribosomal subunit protein bL35m-like. Gene Ontology annotation, molecular function: structural constituent of ribosome. The transcript has 3 exons. The record is from RefSeq and is a predicted model, not a curated record. Gene Ontology annotation, cellular component: mitochondrion; ribosome. NCBI's taxonomy places the organism in Eukaryota, Metazoa, Mollusca, Bivalvia, Pectinida, Pectinidae. Bases 12 to 590 code for a protein of 192 amino acids. Gene Ontology annotation, biological process: translation.